UUUGACUCAGGUCAGCCAGCAACCAACCCCACCUGGCCUGGUGGGCAACCUGCCCCCAACCCCACCUGGCCUGGUGGGCAACCUGCCCCCAACCCGAUGUGGCCUGGUGGUCAACCUGCCCCCAACCCGAUGUGGCCUGGAGGCCAAUCYGGAGGCAAUAAUAUGUGGCCAGGAGGGAACCCAAGUCAACCCACUGCACCUGGUGGAUUCCCAAGUGGUCCUGGUUCAAGUGGACCUGGACCAGCUAUGCCAGCCGCACCCUACAAGAAUCUUGCUGUUCCCUAUGAAGAGAGACUGCCAAUGGGAAUAUAUGAUAAACUACUGAUCACCAUCAAGGGAACWGUAAAACCCAAUGCUGAGAAGUUCACGGUGAACUUGUCUGCAGGCAAUGAUAUCGCCUUUCACUUUAAUCCUCGCUUCAAUGAAGCCGGAAGAAAGACUCUUGUCAGGAACUCACUCAUUGGCGAGAAGUGGGGGAAAGAGGAGAGGGAUGGGAAUCAGUUUCCCUUUGUCCCGGGUCAGCCAUUUGAGAUGAAGAUAUUGUGCACCAGCACAGAGUUCAAGGUGGCUGUUAACAAUUCCCACAUUCUUGAAUACAAACAUCGGAUAACCAACCUGAGGUCCAUCAACAAACUUGACAUCCACUGUGACCUCACCCUUUCAGAUGUUCGUGUUGAGAACAUCUGAGAAGUCUUUGACAUUACUGGAGAUGUACCAUUCAAACAAACA
Poecilia reticulata (guppy) is the source of this 729-nucleotide messenger RNA. The record is from RefSeq and is a predicted model, not a curated record. NCBI's taxonomy places the organism in Eukaryota, Metazoa, Chordata, Actinopteri, Cyprinodontiformes, Poeciliidae.